AUGUACACCUUGGAGGGCUUCCAGCGUUCGUACGGGAAACAGGAUCACGCUCUGCAGAAGCUGGCCAGUCAGUACCUGAAGAGGGAUUGGCCAGGCAUCAAACCUGACGACCAACGCACAGACUACAGGAAUGUGUAUGCUGUGUGGCGGUCCUAUCUGGAGGGGACGGUACAGGUGACUCAGUCUCGCAUCAACGUGUGUGACAACUACAAGAAUGAGAUCUCAGACCCUGCUAAAACUGUACGGCUGUACAAGGAACAGCAGCUCAAAAAGAGUAUAGAACAGUUGAAUCGUAUCCAGGUGGAGCUGCAGGACUCCGUGAAGGACCUGGCCAAAGCCAAGAAGAAAUACUACGACUCAGAACAGGUGGCUCAGGCCGUUCGAGAGAAGGCUGACAUCGAGGCCAAGUCGAAGCUAGGUCUGUUUCAGUCCAGGAUUAGUUUACAGAAAGCCAACGUUAAGUUGAAAGCCAAGAGGAGUGACUGUAACUCUAAAGCAACCCAUGCCAGGAAUGACUACCUGUUAACCCUGGCAGCAGCUAACGCUCAUCAUGACCGCUACUACCACACAGACCUGCUGCACUGUAUACAGGAGUUGGAUGGAGGGAUAUAUAACCAUGUGAAGGACUAUCUGAUCUCUAUCUGUCAGACAGAGCUGGAGGCCUUUCAGGCCAUACACAACACCUUCCAGUUCCUACUGGACAAAUCCAACAGGGUGAUGCAGGAGUUUAACCAGCAGCUCUUCAUGCAGGAGAACCCUGUGUUUCAUAAAGCACAAGACUUCCAGUUCCAACCCAGCGACUGUGACACGUACAGCACCAGACCAGACAGUCUAACCCCUAUGCAUCGUACAGGAUCAGGCCCUGAGUUAGACGUGGGAGACCAGUACCAGGUGACAGGACUGGUCUAG
This is a messenger RNA of Salvelinus namaycush (lake trout), 909 nucleotides long. Its product is annotated as F-BAR and double SH3 domains protein 2-like. Gene Ontology annotation, cellular component: recycling endosome; neuromuscular junction. Gene Ontology annotation, biological process: regulation of actin filament polymerization; neuromuscular synaptic transmission. The record is from RefSeq and is a predicted model, not a curated record. The coding region runs from base 1 to 909 and encodes 302 amino acids. NCBI's taxonomy places the organism in Eukaryota, Metazoa, Chordata, Actinopteri, Salmoniformes, Salmonidae. The transcript is spliced from 10 exons.